AUGUUCGUUGAAUCUACCAUAUCCUAUGCACUCUACAACCGCUUCAUCCACCCGCUUCGCCGUAUCAACGGCCCCUUCCUCGCAUCUAUCACUCCCUGGGUCCAACUCUACCAUGGCCUAAAAGGCGACCGCCAUCUCUGGCUACAUGAGCUGCACAAGCAGUACGGGACACAUGUGCGUGUCGCACCGAAUUUCAUCUCCAUCAACUCGGACCGUGGACUGCAUGAUAUUUACGGGCACGGGAAACGCCUCCAGAAGGCUAAGUUCUACAAUGCGUUCCCUGCUAUCAAGGGCGUAUAUAACACGCAUAAUGCUAUUGAUAAGACCAUGCAUGGGCGCAAGAGAAGAGUGCUUAGCCAGGCCUUCUCGGAAAACGCCCUCAAGGGUAUGGAGGAUGUGAUGCUCCUCCAUGUGCGUCAACUGUGCGCCGUGCUGGCUGGGUAUGAUGGCAACUUCGAUUCGCAUGAUCAGAAGGGCAAUGUUAAGAAUAUGGGUGAUUGGUUCAGUUAUCUCUCUUAUGAUGUGAUGGGGGAGCUUUGCUUCGGCAAGAGCUUCGAUAUGCUUAUCUCGGAGAGUCUGAGAUACAAAGUUGGUCUUGUGGAUCGUGCUGCGAACAGACAUUAUGUGUGUGGACUCUGGAUGCCUUUGGACACAUGGGGUCUGGACCAGAUCUUCAUUCGCAAGUUGACCCGUGACCGGUGGAACUUCAUUAUGAACUCGCGUGUUGAGGCCAACGAGCGCGCUAAGGAGCGUACCCAGAUUGGCCGUGACGCCAAAAAGGACUUCUUCUAUUACCUGUUGAAUGCAAAGGACCCGGAGACUGGAAAUGGUCUCACCACGCCUGAGCUGUGGGGCGAGUCGAAUGUCCUCAUGAUUGCUGGCAGUGAUACUACCUCGACCACCCUGGCAGCGACACUGUUCUACCUUGUUCGGCGACCGGAUGCACUGGCGAAGCUAUGCGCCGAGGUGCGCGGCGCUUUCAAAGAGGUCGAAGAGAUCGUGACCAGCAGCCAGCUCGGCGAAUUGGUGUACCUCAAAGCAUGCAUUGAUGAAGCCCUGCGUCUGGCCCCGGCCGUGCCAGGUGCAAUUCCUCGCGAAGUGAUGGAAGGCGGUGCUAUAAUCGAUGGCGUUUUCCUACCUGCCGGGACAGACUGUGGUACCCCGACAUACUCCAUCCACCGCCAGGAGCGAUACUACCGGGAAGCCGGGACCUACGUGCCUGAGCGUUGGAUCGAGGGUGCGACCUGCGUGGCGGCUGGGACGUCGUGGCAGACAACCAAAGAGAGCAUUGAGACUGCGCGACACGCAUUCUGUCCGUUCAGCAUUGGGCCUCGUGGAUGUAUUGGCAAGAGCAUGGCGUUCAUGGAAAUGCGAUUAACGCUAGCGCGACUAGCUUUCCUCUUUGAUAUGUCGUUCGCAGAUCAUCAAGGUGAAGAUGCGGGGGGCCAUCUGGCGCUGACCGAUCAUUUCACCAGCGCGAAGAGCGGACCAAAUGUUGUUUUUCGACGCAAGUAA
This is a messenger RNA of Penicillium paradoxum, 1515 nucleotides long. RefSeq names its product cytochrome P450. The transcript is spliced from 3 exons. NCBI's taxonomy places the organism in Eukaryota, Fungi, Ascomycota, Eurotiomycetes, Eurotiales, Aspergillaceae. Bases 1 to 1515 code for a protein of 504 amino acids. The record is from RefSeq and is a predicted model, not a curated record. Gene Ontology annotation, molecular function: monooxygenase activity; oxidoreductase activity, acting on paired donors, with incorporation or reduction of molecular oxygen; iron ion binding.